This is a messenger RNA of Diaporthe amygdali, 3150 nucleotides long. Its product is annotated as exocyst complex component sec5. Gene Ontology annotation, biological process: exocytosis; Golgi to plasma membrane transport. Gene Ontology annotation, cellular component: exocyst. Bases 1 to 3150 code for a protein of 1049 amino acids. The record is from RefSeq and is a predicted model, not a curated record. Lineage: Eukaryota; Fungi; Ascomycota; Sordariomycetes; Diaporthales; Diaporthaceae. The transcript is spliced from 2 exons.
AUGGCCGACCUUGAAAGAACCGUACUGGACUUCUACCAGCUGUCGGACCCGUAUCCUGUCGAGUGGCCAGCCGAGAAGGACACGAGCGACGUGUCGGAAGAUGAGGAGACAAAGAAGAAGAUCAACCGACGCAAGUCGAGAUACCAGGCGCUGGAGAGGGCUGUCAGCAACAGGGUCAGCAUGCUUCCUGGGCAAGAGAAAUCCGCGAAUGGCGUCGGAAACAUUGUCCAGAAGGACGAGCCCGACCCCUUGGGCACCACCGACAGCGUCGUCAGGACGUUGAAGCAACUCGGCGUCCCUGUGCAGGAAGACCCGCGGCUACGAAAUCGAUUUCUCAUGUCCUCGACCACAUUCUCCCCGGCGCUAUUCCUCUCGCAAAUGCACUCGACAGCGGACACGCAGUCCUUGCUCAACGGUCUCGACAUCCUGUCGCAAUCUAUCGACCAGAAGAGUGCAUCCCUCAAGGUCCUCGUCGAAUCCAACUUCGAGCGCUUCGUGCGUGCGAAAGCCACCAUCGACAACGUCUAUAAGGAGAUGAAGUAUCGUGGGAUAGACCCAACGCCCCCGACCAACCGACCCCGCGCGCACUCGAGACAUGCUAGUAGGAACAGCUUCCGCAGUAGCAGCGGGAUCGGGCUCACCAGCCCGAUGGUACCGGAUCCGAGGAAGAAGAAUGCGCUUGUAAAAGAGAGUGAGUAUGGAGUAUCGGGAAUCAAGGGCCCGCUACUGGAUGUGUCAGCAAAGGCAGAGGACGUGUGGGGACCAGCUUUGGGUGGGCGAGACAAGGAGGAAAGGCUUAAGGAUGUGGCUGCAACUCUGGAGAAGCAUCGAGAAUAUGUCGAAACCAGUGCGGCUAUCGCUGAGAGCAUCAAGCGGAAGGACUUCGAGGCCUUGGUUGAAGAGUACAACAGGGCCAGGUCAUUCGCAGACGACGCCCGUCAAAUUGCUCAAGGAGGAAGCCAGGAGGAAAAGCUGCCAGAUCACCAAUUAUAUCAGAUCCUUCUGGCUGCCCGGAUGUGGCACGAUGUGCACGAGCAGAUUGAGGCAUUCAAGCGGGAUAUGUGGAAGAAGCUGGUCAAUCUCCAUACUGCUCCGAAAUCAGAGACUGCUGGGCGCCAGGACCAACACAUGGAGAUUAUAAGUUUACUGCUCGAGCUGGGCGUGGAAGAGAACCCCAUAUGGAUCUGGCUUCUCAGUCGUUACGAAUACCUCAAAAGCAAGGCUACGUCAACGGCAGACAGGACUAAGGUCGAAAUCGAGGUGGCAAGACGUCGUAUUGCGAACGUUGAAAAGCCAGGCUCUCAGGCAAUCGCGACCCAUUUGAAAACUAUCGCACGGCAGUCGAUGGAGAGCAAGUCGCAUUCAUUUGAUUCGGCCGAUAUCGUGGAGUUGUGGGAGAAGAUUUAUUCGUUCAUGAACAGCAUGUUAUCCUCACAGGGCAUUAUCGGAGAGGUCGUCGACUUCUGGCAGACUGUACAAGGCUUCCUGGAAGGAAGAACUCAGACCUCCAUGCCAACGGGAUACAACGGCGAAUCCCAGAAACACCAUGAAUUGACACCACAAUGGGCAGAGGAUCUACAGAAAGGGACAUUGGAACUUGUCGACAUGAUUCGCGAGCACGUUUUCCUGUUCUUCGUUGGCCCGCCACCCGAGGAUCUUUCAAUGCUUCUCUCUCCUAUGCCCUCAGAGCCGAGUACACCCUUGUCGGCUGCUCUUGGCGUAGCUCUCACGCCCAAUACCCUUAGAGAUCCUCGGAUGCACCUGGAUCCGGGCAGCAUCCCGCCUCCAUCCCCAAGACGAGGAGAGCAAUGGGAGAAGUAUGCAUUCUGGCCGCCGUGGUCUAAUUCGGUCAGUGCUGUGCACUAUCUCGCCAAGAUACUCGCCGUUGUGGGUUCAGGGUCAUGCGACAUGGCCAGCUUGGCGCCUGUUGUCCGAGGCGAUGGUGCGGUUCUCGAGAGGUUGAGAACACUUGUUGCAUCCGUCAGAGAGCGAUGCGUAUCAGCCCUGUGUGCCGCAUGGAAUAAGGACGCGGAGAACAUCAAAUACGUGGAAGACUGGAGCAGAUCUGCGGAGAGGAAGGAUGUGACGAAGAUGCCCGCCAGUUUCAAGGCAUUCGAGAGCGCUCUCCUCACUGGCAUGCAGCAAAUACUGUACAUUUCUGAGGCUAUGUCGAAGCCUGGUGCGGGUGACAUUGUACAACCACCACCUACAAAACUACUGCAGACAGUGCGCAGCCAGUACGUCACGACUCUAUACAAGGCUUUGAGUGGUAUGGUGGAGAAUGCAGAGCGUUCCGUUCGAAGAACGGAUGAUGAGUGGACGACUGAGGAGGGAUUUGUCGUUGUGAAUGGAGGCAGUUCACGCGUAGCCAGCAUGAGCGGUGCAACAAUCAAUGCUGGUGACAGGAACGUUCGCAUGCUACUGACCCUGAGCAACUUCCAAUCACUCCGAGCAGAGGUCGUCCCUGGUCUGAACACACAGUUCGAGAAUGCUUUCUCCGUCAAGCUCACCGACGAGACGCUCAAGAUCAAGGACGUCCUCGCCCAGAUCGACGCCCGCCUUUUCCAAUCUUACACGCGGCCCUACAUAGAAUCCCUCCGAUCCGUGAUCCGCACCGGCGUCACGGCGCCAGACUGGGCGCCGGCGUCCCCGACCGACAAACCGCGCGAGGUCAAGCCGUACGUUUACGAGGCGCUGCUCAGCCUGGUGCUGGUGCACACGCAGGUGUCGACGACGGCGGCCUCGCUGACGAGCCAGGUGCUGUCGUAUCUGCUGGAGCUGUCGUCGCGGGAGCUGCUAGACGCGUUCCGGACGCGGCAGCGGUACGACCUGGCGGCGCUGAUGCAGGCGACGCUGGACGUCGAGUUCGUCGCGCAGACGCUGUCGCAGUACAUGACCGAGAAGGCCACGGAGCUGCAGACCACCAUCUACCAGGAGCUGGACUCGCGCACCGACAACGACGCCCGCGCCCGCCUGCAGGCCGAGCUGCCCGAGAUGCGCAGCGUGCUCAAGAGGCUGCGCGAGGCCAGCAAGAACGAGUUCGCCUGCUUCCGCAAGCCGAGAAGGCGGGACGGCGCCCCUGGAGGUGGCGGAAGUGGGGACACGAGCAGUGUCUCGACUACGACAAUGUCCAUAGCUGGGUCGAUUUAA